Messenger RNA from Dunckerocampus dactyliophorus (ringed pipefish), 2987 nucleotides. Its product is annotated as target of Myb1 membrane trafficking protein-like. The coding region runs from base 127 to 1605 and encodes 492 amino acids. Gene Ontology annotation, cellular component: endosome; membrane. Lineage: Eukaryota; Metazoa; Chordata; Actinopteri; Syngnathiformes; Syngnathidae. The record is from RefSeq and is a predicted model, not a curated record. Gene Ontology annotation, biological process: signal transduction. The transcript is spliced from 15 exons. Gene Ontology annotation, molecular function: phosphatidylinositol binding; ubiquitin binding; clathrin binding.
GUGACUGUCUGCGCUCUGAGGCAAGAAGCAGCAGAGCAGAAGGCAACACUGCGUUACUGUGUUGACUAUUUGAGUAGACUUCUAAACGUUCGUUUUGGAUUUGACGUUCGCUGCCAACUAAACAGGAUGUUUUCGCUCGGGGAGAAGAUGGAGUUUCUCAUCGGAAACGCCUUUUCAACACCUGUUGGUCAGAGAAUCGAGCGAGCGACCAGUGGCAGUCAGCAGUCAGAGGACUGGGGGCUCAACAUGGAGAUAUGCGACAUCAUCAAUGAGACAGAUGAAGGGCCAAGAGAUGCAGUCAAAGCCAUUAAGAAGAGAAUUGUAGGUAACAAGAACUUCAGAGAAAUCAUGUUGGCCCUUACUGUUCUUGAGUCAUGUGUGAAGAACUGUGGCCACCGCUUCCAUGUCCUUGUGGCGUCGCGGGACUUUGUUGAAGGGGUUUUAGUGCGUGCCAUUUUACCCAAAUAUAACCCACCCACUGCCCUGCAUGACAGGGUGCUCAGUCUCAUACAGUCAUGGGCUGAUGCUUUUCGUACUUCCCCUUCCCUUGCGGGGGUGGUGUAUGUUUACGACGACCUAAGGAGGCGAGGUUUGGAGUUUCCCAUGACAGACCUGGAUGCUCUAUCCCCCAUUCACACUCCCAGCAGGACCGUCCCAGAAAAUGAGACACCUGAGGCAACGGAUGGUCCUCCCCGUCAGUUACAAUCACAAACUCCUUCCAUUUCUCCCACUCACAAUUCUUCGCCUGUAUCGCCGCCCAGUGAGCGACCUGGUACCCUCUCUGCAGAGCAGAAAGAGAAGCUGCAAAGAGAGCUGGCACUGGUUAAGGGAAACCUCACUGUAAUGUCCGAAAUGCUGAAUGAGCUUAAACCAGGACAGAACCAGCAGGAUGAUACAGAACUGCUACAGCAACUGUACUCAGUAUGUAAGAACAUGCAGACUCGGGUGGUGGACCUCAUCCCACAGUUGCUGGAUGAAGGACUCAUUGAGGAGCUUCUUGUGGUUAAUGAUGACCUCAACAAUGCUUUCAUCCGCUAUGAGAGGUUUGACAGGCUUAACAAGGCACAAACUACAAAUGGUGAACAAAGUUCUGUCAGCAGCCCGAACCUCAUUGACCUUAGCCUAGAGCCUUCAACGUUGACCCAGCCUGCUGUCAUCACAACAACCAGCCAACCUGAAGCCAACACACCGGCCAGUCAGAGGGAGUCAGCCAACCACAAAGAAGAGGAAGAGUUUGACAUGUUUGCCCAAACCCGAGGCAGAUCCUUAGCAGAGCAGAGAAAAAGUGUCAGGUAUGAGGAUCCAGGAGCUGUCGAGGGCCUUGCUGGGGCCUUGGACUCAAGGUUGCAGGUCACAAGAAGUACGAUGCAAGUGAAAAACACACUGCAGAACAAUGGGGAUAAAUGGUCAUGUGAUAUGCAAGACCAGUCCGCUGUCAGUGAGGGCGUCUCCAGUGAAGAGUUGGAUCAAUUUUUAGAGGAUCGGGCAAAAUCGUCAGACCAGGGUAACCGUACGACCUGUGGCACAUUGCCCCCCACCUCUAGACUGACGACGCAGUCAACAAGGCAACAGGACAGAUCACAUGACCAGCUUUUUUCACUCUAGACUUAGAGGCAAGCGCUCAGACUGAUAUAUACCUACAAGCACAUACAGGUACAUGGCCUCUAAUGUUUCCACCAAGCAGUUCAGUUCAGCUUGACACAAUGCAAUUUGGAACAUCAGUUUUAAAGGGAUAGUUCAGAUUUUUUGACAUGAAGUUGUAUUUAGUUCCCAUCAGCAGUAUAGUACACCAACGGUGACUUACCCCCCCAAUUGGUCCUUUGAGUCUAGAUCUGGUCGGAGAUCCGUGACAUUAGUUGCUGGGGGUCAUUUAAGUAAAGAGUUUGGCUUCUCAAAACGAUAUGCGUUCAAAAGAGUAAUACAUUUGCAUCACAAAAAUGCCUCCACAAAAAAAUCAGACCUCACAAAUCGCUCAGCAUUAUAUUUGCCUCCUGACGUAUCCCUGCGCACUGUCGCCUGUGCAUUCUUGUGUACGUGAUGAAGACGCUCUCAUCUUCUUCUGAGUCCAAUUGUGUUCUUAAUGUAUUUUUAUCACAAAACAUCUUUAUGUUCCGACAAAGAAGCUAGUUUGCUAAGUUAUAGAAAGGCAGCCGGAACUGGAAGUCAGCUACAUAGCCCGUCUAUGAUGUCAUCAGUGGUUGACUCUCAAAAAUGUUCACAAAAAACACGCUUUUAUUGUUUUACAUGCAUAAAAAAAUGAUAAAUGCAUAUAAAAUGGCAAAGUAAAAGAGUAGAUGAUUAUUUAAGGUUACUUUUCAUCUUCACUGAAGACGUGAUUCUUGAUGUGAGUGUUUCUAUAGACAUGAUAUGGCAGCGAGACGCAACACGGAUACAAUUUUCCUGUUUUGUCAUGAGAUAUUUCUUGAAUUCAUUACUCAUGGCAAAACAGGAAGAUGCUUAGAAGUCUUUCAUUUGGAAUUUAUAUGUAGUUGUAUGCAUUUGGAAUUGUUUUACUGCGUGUUAUUGUAAAACUAUAAAAACGUGUUUUGUGUUAAUAUUUUUGGCUUUCUGGAACGGAUGAAUUGGAUUUACAUUAUUUCUUCUGGGAAAAAUUGAUUCGGUUAGUGUCCGUUUUGGUUAGAAUUGGACCUUCUGGAGCAAAUUAAUGACGCUAACCAAGGUAUAUACAAAAACAAAGUAAAAAAUAACAAUUUAAAAGAAGGUUAUUCUUCCCUGAUUUUUUGGCACCCCUCGGAGGCCAUGGCGCCCUUAGCAUCCACCUAUAUUCAUCCACCUGCAAGUAAAUGUACUGAUUUAAGGACUUCCAACGUUGUCUUCUUCUUGUGUCUUGGCUCAUCUGUUUUGUGCAUAAAAUGCUGAUCACACUUUUAUUUGGUUCACACAUUAGUACUGGACUUCUCAACAUCUGCCAAGAAUUGUAACAAUCUAAUCUAAUAUUUCUUUAAUUUUGAUGAAAUUAUAAUGUU